GAACGGGCGAGAUCAUGCUGGGGAACCGGGACAUCGAUUACGGAGAGAGACGACAGCCAUCGCCCCCCGCCCUACGGCGGCACGGCCUGGUUGGUCGGUUGGUUCACCGUUCACCGCAAAUGGAACUGCCCACGCGUGCUCCGUAGGCCUCGCUGUCCCUCCCCCCACACACACUCCUAUUAACUCUCCCCCUCACCCGCUGCAGACCGCAUGAUGAUAACACCGCACCCAAAUGAUGGCCUGCCCCCGGCCACCAUCACAUGUACCCGAAUGCCGUAGCAAAUGGGAAUCGCCACCAUCUCCCGCCCUCCCUCUGCAGUUCCCCGAGUCCUCGAACGGGCCCCUGGGAUCCGACGGCUUCCUUCCCCUCCUCCAACGAUCCGACGACAGGAACGAGCGGAACGGGAGAGAGAGGAAGGCAAAAAGGCGUCCACUUCAAAUGCUUCGGCAUCGGAUGGAGGAGCAUCACGCGCAAUCAAGACGAAGCGGGCGAGCGCACGCAGACGCACAUCCACCCACUCUGCCUCCACGCCUCAUCGAUUGCUCUGCCUCCGUCUUAAUGAAAGCGCAGGAAGGAGAUCAUGGCUUUGGAACCUCCCAUCAUUAGCUACCUCGAAAGGAAGAAGAAAGAGACAGAGACGUAGAGAUAUAUAUAGAGGGGAGCAGUAAGAAGGGGGCUUCACAGUCCAAGCCACCGACCCAAUCCAUAUAGGCCUCGUAGGGCAUCGAACUCCCCUCCCCUGUCUCUGGCUACUCCUGCUUCUGGUACUCGUGAUCUCAGCUGGAUCUCGUUGGUUUGCAUUGACCCGUGCAGAAAUCACCCCGUGAGUCUCCCUCUAUAUCUUAUCUCUUUCGGCCGCGUGGGAUUUGCUUCUCUCGCGUCCUCUUCGGGCUUCUUAGAUUGAGCUUGCUGCAUGCGUGGGACCUGAGGAUUCGAGAUCAAGCCUGCAAGCAUGCCGUGGGCGUCGGCGGCUGCUGACUUCUACGGGGAGUGCGUUCCCUUGGUCGUCUGCUUUGGUGUCAUCGUGUGAAGCUGAGCUGGGAUACUCGAGGGAGGAUCGCUGUUCCCGGGAGAAAAUUGGGAAUGCACAUUGAAGUCAAUCUGAAGGGACACCAAACAGCAACCAAGGUUUCGGAGAUCAUAAUGAGCGUUAGGAUCAUUGCUUAUUCUCAAUUGCUGCAAGUUUGUCAGGCUGAGUACUUCCGCCAGUUGCUUAAGCCUGUUACGUAGGUGGAAAAUCUUAGCGUCGAAAGCAAGUCGGAUCUGCAGUCUGCUUCUGUGUUCUUGUUUCUUGUUCUGUCACAAGGCUCUCAUCGAGGAAGAUCUAAUCAGAUAAGCGUUCGGUCCUCGAGCGUCAUUCCCUGCUCAUCGUCAUCAGAUCGUUCCCACUGACGGCGAGGCGCCAUGCAGAGGAACCCAAGAUAUUUUGCUGGGAAGGCUCCGCCUGAGGACGCGUUUGAUGUGAGCGGCUAUGGCUUCGACUCCACUGUCGCAGGGCACGAGCAUCAUCAUGACUUCCCUUCUCCGCUGAACAACAUCGAGUUCCAGCCAUCUGAAACCUGCCCCAGGAACUUUGUCAUCUUUGACCAGACAUGCCACAGGAGCCGGGUCAUGUUCCAUCCUUCCCUGGCCCACAAGUUGGGCUCUCCGGGGCUCGAUGUCCAUGGAAGCCAUGCCUACGAGGCUGGCAAAAGCGCGUACAGAGACGAUGACGAGGACGCCGAAGAUAUCGAUGCGUUGCUGAGUUCCGAAGAAGGCGAAGGCGAUGAUGUAGUCAGCACCGGGAGGACGCCGGGCAGCUGGGGAAGCAGCUCGCCGGAUACUGCAUGCUCGUCGCGACCCAAGUCCGCUUCCUCCAAGAAACAAGUCUCCGGCAACGUCGGCAGUAGUAGCCACAAAAGGGAGAAGAUGAAGAAGAUGGUCAAGACACUCAAGGGCAUCAUUCCCUGCGGUGAUCGCAUGGAUACUCCUGCUGUUCUCGACGAGGCUGUCAAGUAUCUGAAGUCUCUCAAAGUUGAAGUGAAGAAGCUCGGGAUGAAGCACCUCGACCACUGAAAGAUUGAUGGCAACGAUCGACGGAGAUGAGUUCAGGUUUUGGUUUUGGUUCUGUUGUAGGCCAUUGUUUGGUGGAAGAAGCAUUUGCGGAUGUUUGAUGUGGCAUUACAGAUCCACGCUUUAGUUCUAA
Molecule: messenger RNA, 2186 nt
Organism: Musa acuminata AAA Group (dessert banana)
Lineage: Eukaryota; Viridiplantae; Streptophyta; Magnoliopsida; Zingiberales; Musaceae
Product: transcription factor bHLH144-like
Exons: 4
Coding region: 1406-2056 (216 amino acids)
Molecular function (GO): protein dimerization activity
Source: RefSeq, a predicted model, not a curated record